UUGGAAAUCAAUACCACCAUUUGUCUUCUUGGGUGGCCAUAGACUGUGUGACCAUUUAAUUCAACAAAAACAAUUGGUUAUGUGGGUUGCAACGGAACGUAUCGGACACGUGGACAGUGUGCUGUUCCUAGCUAACCGCAGAGGAGCUGCACCCGUCCUGCCCUAACUCUAAUGGAGCCUUGUCUUUGCGGUCUUCUCGUCAUCUCCAUCUCACUCUUCUUCCUCUUCACUUACUCAUCUCCGUCUGGUUUACCCAUCGGAAUCCACCCACUUGAUGAAAAGUACUAUGCUUCGGAGGUGAUCAAGUGCAAGGACGGAUCUAAUUCCUUCACCAGGGCCCGCAUCAACGACAAUUUCUGCGACUGCCUAGAUGGCACCGAUGAACCUGGAACUUCAGCCUGUCCAAUGGGCAAAUUUUAUUGUAAGAAUAUGGGAAGUAUGCCUCAGUUUCUGUUUUCUUCUCGCGUGAAUGAUCAUAUUUGUGAUUGCUGUGAUGGAAGUGAUGAGUAUGAUGGCAGCAUCAUUUGUUCCAAUACCUGUGUCAUGGGUGGGAAUGUUGAGUACAAGGGAAUAAGUUAUGGUUCAACAAUCCGGGAUUUGGGUUUUAUUGAUGCAAAAGGAACUAAGACGGAGGUUAAUGCAGAUGAAUCAAUUCAGAAACUGAAAGGUAUUAUUGUUCAUGGCAGCUUAUGUGCAGCGGCUAAAAUCUCUUCCGAAUCCUUAUCAAUAAUGGAAUCCAAAUGAUCUCUAUGGAAAUAUUUAAUGGCUUGGUCACUCCAGGUUUGAAGGUGGUGAUUAUCCUACAAGUGGUUCUUAUCAUCAUUGUUGUGGCUUUCCGGGUAUUUUAUCGGCGUGUCAGGUCCAGAAGGAGACAUUUGCGAUGACUAAAGUUACCUGAAGC
This is a messenger RNA of Ilex paraguariensis (yerba mate), 901 nucleotides long. The record is from the annotation of a GenBank genome assembly. NCBI's taxonomy places the organism in Eukaryota, Viridiplantae, Streptophyta, Magnoliopsida, Aquifoliales, Aquifoliaceae.